AUGAAGAAGGCAAAUUUAAAUACAGAAAAUAAAACAAAGAAGCUAAUAAUAAUGAUUAAACACACACUUUCUUUAUUGAUACUGUUGAUUUUUACAAUAUGUAUAAUUCAUGUAAGUUCAAUAAUCAUUUUACUUAAUUUAAAAUUAGUUAAAGCCCUUUUUAUAACAUAUACAAUCUUCUUUAUUAAAUUAACAAGUAAGAUUGUUAAUAUGACAAUAGAAACAUUUAAGUUUUAUAUAAAUAUUAUUUAA
Molecule: messenger RNA, 252 nt
Organism: Hepatospora eriocheir
Lineage: Eukaryota; Fungi; Microsporidia; Hepatosporidae
Source: the annotation of a GenBank genome assembly